GUAUUUCUUACAUAAACGGCCAAAAAGUUUCAGAAAAAUAGAAACGGCGUAGGAAGCUACUAUGACGGCGAUUCCAAAUGUUGUCGAUAUUGAAUCUUCGUCUUCGCUUUGUCAAGAGAUGGUGUCUCCGUCAGUUGUUGAGACUACGAAGCUAGACCACGUCGUUUCACUAAUCAAGGAAGAGGAAGAUGACGUCGUUUCACUUGGUUUUUGGAAAUUGCACGAGAUAGGUUUAAUUACACCGUUCUUGAGAAAGACGUUUGAGAUCGUUGAGGACACAGUAACAGACCCGGUUGUAUCAUGGAGCCUGACCCGUAAAAGCUUUAUCAUUUGGGAUUCUUACGACUUCUCAGAGAAUCUUCUUCCUAAAUACUUCAAGCACAAGAACUUCUCCAGUUUCCUCCGUCAGCUUAACUCUUACGUUGAUUCAGAUAGAUGGGAAUUUGCUAACGAAGGGUUUCAAGGAGGGAAGAAACAUUUGCUUAAGAACAUAAAGAGGAGAAGCAAAAGUACAAGAUGUAACAAGGAAGCGAGCACCACCACAGAGACAGAGGUUGAGUUAUUGAAGGAGGAACAGAGUCCAAUGAGAUUGGAGAUGUUGAAGUUGAAACAACAACAGGAAGAAUCUCAACAUAAGAUGGUCACUGUGCAGGAGAAGAUCCACGGAGUUGAAUCCGAACAACAACAUAUGCUUAGUUUCUUUGCAAAGUUGGUUAAAGAUCAAAGAUUUGUGGAGAGACUGUUGAAAAAGAGGAAGAUGAAACAACAGAGAGAGCUCCAAGCAGCUGAAUUCGUGAAGAAGCUCAAGUUGCUUCAGGAUCAAGAAACUCAAAAGAACUUGCUAGAUGUAGAAAACCAUCUGGUCAUUAGAGAAUUUAUGGCCAUGGCUGCAACACAACACAAUCCCGAGUUGAGGAACAAUGAAAGCGGGAAUAGGAGAUGUCAGCUUAACACAGAGGACCUACUUGUUGAUGGUGAAGCCAUGGAAGAGAAGAAGAAGCUUGAAGAGUUAAAGUAUCAAUCAGGUUUUGGUAACCACUUCUCGUCGGAAGCAAUCGCCGGAGCUCUACCGUUAGAUCAGAACAGUCCUCUUCUUUGUCCUUACGGUCUUUACGCCGAGCAGAUCUCCGGUACUUCUUUCACUUCUCCUCGCAAGCUCAAUCAAAGAAGUUGGUUGUACCGGAUUAAACCAUCGGUUACACAGAACCGUUCAAGCCUCGUGUACCAGCUCAUAAGAAGCUUCUCGUUUCUUCGCCAUGGAUUCGCUAUUCACAUGUAUGUGGCUAACAAAGGAAUGAAAGACUCUGCAUUUUGCAACGCUGAUGGUGACUUCUUGUUAGUUCCUCAAACAGGAAGGCUAUGGAUUGAAACUGAGUGUGGAAGGCUUUUGGUAUCUCCUGGUGAGAUUGCUCUUCCUGAUCUUGGACCAAUAGGUGCCAAUGGUCUUGCUGCACCAAGAGAUUUUCUUGCACCAACCGCGUGGUUUGAGGAAGGAUUGCGGCCUGAAUACACAAUUGUUCAGAAGUUUGGCGGUGAACUUUUUACUGCUAAACAAGAUUUCUCUCCAUUCAAUGUGGUUGCAUGGCAUGGCAAUUACGUGCCUUAUAAGUAUGACCUGCAGAAGUUCUGUCCAUACAACACUGUCCUUUUAGAUCAUGGAGAUCCAUCUAUAAAUACAGUUCUUACAGCACCAACGGAUAAACCUGGUGUGGCCUUGCUUGAUUUUGUCAUAUUCCCUCCUCGAUGGUUGGUUGCUGAGCAUACUUUUGACCUCCUUACUACAUCGUAACUGCAUGAGUGAAUUUAUGGGCUUAAUCUACGGUGCAUACGAGGCCAAAGCUGAUGGAUUUCUCCCUGGCGGUGCAAGUCUUCACAGUUGUAUGACACCUCAUGGUCCAGAUACUACCACAUACGAGGCGACAAUAGCUCGAGUAAAUGCAAUGGCUCCUU
Molecule: messenger RNA, 1950 nt
Organism: Arabidopsis arenosa
Lineage: Eukaryota; Viridiplantae; Streptophyta; Magnoliopsida; Brassicales; Brassicaceae
Source: the annotation of a GenBank genome assembly